UAUGAUAAUGGGUUAAUUAUUAAUAGUUUUUAUUAUAAAUAAGUGUAAAAUAUCUCUAGUAAAUCAUUUUAUACCAAAGCAAACAAUGAAAACUAUUUGAUUUGUAACAGUAUUCGAAAGUAUAUUGUCCUACGACUUGGACAGAGGUACCACUUAUGUUUUCAUUUACAUAGAAUAAUAGUUCAUUCCAGAUGAUAAAAUUUAUCAUAUCGUAAAUGCAAAUUUUGAAUAAUGUAACAAAAUUGUAAAUAUUUGCAUAUGUACUUAUGUAUAUAUUCUCAUUGAAACAAUUUUGUCAUUUAUGCUUCGUAAAUUAGCAAUAGAAUUAUAAAUUAUUUAAAAAAAUAUUUUUUGGGAGAAAAGUAAGUUACGCCAAAUUUCUGUAAAGUUGAAAGAUUUUCAACUGGUUGUGAUAUACAAUUUUAUAACAUCAAAUUCAACGAAAACACUCCUUCAAUGCCAAAGUUAAUAACUUCGGCGUUUGUUGUCAUAGAAUAAUAAUAGCAUCAAAAAUAAAUUUGAAUUCUUUGAAAAUUAAACAAAAUUUUAAUAACCCGUUUCGUUUGUUGAUAUUUCUAUAGCGAAAAAAUUCGAUCGUUCCCUUUUUACGUGACAUAAUGGAAGAUGUAGUAGCCAGAAGUAAAAGAGUAACGUGAGUGCAUUAUUGAUCACUUUCCCUGAAUAAAUUCAUUAAUUUCUUGCAUGUUAUAUUUAAAUAAUAAUACAAAUUUUAAAUUAUCCAACAAUAUUAAUAACGAAAGCGAAAACCUGUCGUGUUGGCGUUAUCAAGGUCGCAAUAUUUCUAGGAUAAAAUCAAUAAUCACCUAUAUAUGAAUUCUGAAGAAGUUGGUGGCAGCAGUACUGCGCUCAGAGGGUUUAGUUUACACAUCGCGUCACGACGAAAGCUAGUCCUCCCGCCCAGUAGAAAAUUUGACUCUCUUUUUCUUUUGAUUUCGAUUGUUGGUCCGACUGAGAACGAUUGCGGUGGUAACUCAAUCAUCUUUUUUGACAAAAAUUCGCUAUACUAUAAAAACUUGAAACAAAAUUGAUCCAAAAUUGGAAUAUAAAGUUUGAAAGAACACGAGAAUAUUAUUUUAACACUUGUAAGCUGUAUAAAUAAAAAAAAAUUAAUAUAAAAAACAAAAAUCUAAAGCUAAAUCUUAUCAACACCAGAAAAAGGAACAUUCCAACAGGAGUCAGUGAAACAUUGAAUUUCCAACGAUUUAUCAAGCUUAUCUUAUCGAAAGACGACAUACUUUUUUUUCCACCUUGGUUUUUUGCAUAUCUUUAAACUGCAACCGAAUACUUAUCCUCAAGCAUUUUUCGAGUAUACUUGUCCGGAUGAGGAUGACGCGACGAGUGUAACGCGCCUGACAACGACGUAACAUCCGUGAAGAAGAACCGUUUAUUUUAUAAAAAUGGAAUGUUUGACACGAACGAUGAACACGUGUUUGACGUCAAAAGAGGAAGAUUACGUUGGCUGAUGAUCGAAUGUGAACUUAGAUAAGGGCUACUUUUUCUUCUUCUUUUUCUAACAAGGAAAAGAAAGAAAGAGAGUGGGAGAAUGGCAUCAAAUAAGAAUAAAGGAUCAACAAUUUCGGAAUGGAGUGUCGCGAGAACUGGGAUAUCUUUAUUGUUAAAUAACAAAACGGAGGAAGCUGAGGCAUUGUUCACUGGACAUCCUCAUAGUUUCCACGUUAAAGCGGGUCGUUGUUUCGUCCUUUUUAUGAAUGCAUUGAUGAGCUUCGAGGAUGAUAAACUGCAACAAGCCAUGCUAUUGUUGAGAGACAUGGAAAGGGAAUGCGCGAACGAUAUCGGUUGGCUUAAAUCUAUGAAGAAUAGAGUAUUUAAGGCAGAGGAAAGCUCUGAAUACAUCGACAAAUUGGAGAGGCAGAUAGUACUAGCGGAUUCGCAAGUUUGCUCAGCAAUAUUAACACUUCUCCAACAAGAGCUAACCGGUUAUGUUCGUGGUGGUUGGAUGCUGCGUAAAGCCUGGCGUGUUUACCAGCACACGUAUGUGCAAAUAUCGCAGCUUUAUAGGCGUACCUUUGGCAACGUACCAUCGGAUUUCGAGGCGAACUGUAGCAUACCAGGAAAAAAUGGUUCUUGUUAUUCCCUCCAAAGUCCAUACAGUCCAGGUUCAUCGGAAUGGUCGAUUCCAUCCUUCAAUGGUUCACCUGGCAACUCGACCCCCAUCACCUCACCAUCAGGUCUGCGAAGCUCCCUAUCAAUGUUCUUCUCGAUCACUGGCAUCACGUCCGAACAACAGACACCUUUUAUCGAACCGUCCGAAGUGACCCGAUUGAUGUCAGCCGUGAGCUUUGGUUAUGGGAUUUAUCAACUUUGCGUGAGCCUCUUACCACCUUCCCUGUUAAAACUAAUUCAUUUUUUGGGCUUCGAGGGUGAUCGACGAGCUGGUCUUACGGCUCUCAUGUAUGCUCGUGUCAGUGAAGAUAUGCGUGCACCAUUAGCAACAUUAUCCCUUCUCUGGUAUCACACGAUAGUCCGACCAUUUUUCGCUCUCGAUGGUUCCAACGUAAAAGCGGGUGUUAAUGCAGCGAAACAAUUAAUCGAGGAAUGUCGCAUGGAAUUUCAGAAUUCUGCCCUUUUUCUCUUCUUCGCAGGCCGAGUGGAACGUCUCGAAUCGAAUGUUAAUGCCGCCCUUGAAGCUUACGACAAAGCCGUGGAUGCAUCGAGUCAAAGAGAAGUGAAAUUAUUGUGUCUGCAUGAGGUUGCUUGGUGUCACCUGAUACGUUUGAGUUACGAAGAAGCUUAUCGAUCUUUGAUUCAAUUGCAGCAACAGUCUAGAUGGUCGAAAAGUUUCUACGCUUAUUUGGCGGCAGUAUGUUGCGGAUCAAACGGAAAAUUUGAAGAAUUGAUGACGAUGUAUCGAAAAAUUGUUCAAUUGGUCGCCGAUACUACGAAGGAAACACAACUCGGCCUUUUUAUUUUACGAAGAGCACCGAAAUUGGUUGAUCAAGAUACAGGUCGAGUUUAUACAAUUUUAUACUACAAAUUACUUGUCUACGAGUUAUUAUACCUUUGGAACGCCAUGCCAUCUUGUUCUAUCGAAGCAUUACGAGGAAUUUUGUUAGAUUGUAAGGGCAACCGUUCGGAAGAACCAAUGGUUGGUUUGGCUGAUUUGAUCGAAGGUGCAGCUUACUUGUAUCUUGGUGAUAGACAAGCGUCUAUCAGAAGUUAUAGAAGUUGUUUAAAACGUCGCAAUCCGAACAAGGAUAUGUUUGAUCAACACGUCAGCGCGUUUGCCCUUUAUGAACUCGGUAGUAGCCUUUGCACCAAUGACAAUAUCGAGGAAGGGAAAAAUUUCUUACUAAGGGCCCAAACUCAAUAUAGAGAUUACGAUUUUGAAAGUAGAUUAAACGUACGUAUACAUUCGGCCUUAAGAGAUUUAAACUGAUGACAAAUAAUACGAGAUAAACAAUCCAUAGAGUAUAUAAGCAUACGAAUUUUAGAAUUAAUUAGAUCUGCGUGAAUGCGCGCUUCGAAUCGAUUUUUACUUUACAAAAAAAAUUCAAAUUUCAUUUCAUUCAAGCACUCAUUUAUGUAUAUUUUAUACAUAGAUAAAACAAAAGAUGAAUGAAUGUGCUAAUAUUCGCAUGGUUCUAGCGAUGAUUGUAUGCGUUCCACGCGUAUGGCUAUUAUAAAUCUCUAUAUGAUAUAGGGUGUCUCAUUUGAAGGAGAGGUCACCGAAAUAUUAGCUUUAUAUUAACACGUUGAAUGCUACGUUUAUUUUACAUGAUUAGGUCGUGGCACGAACGUAACACGAAUUAAUUAUUAAAUGUUGAAUAUUAAAUUGAAAUAUUAUUUAAAAUAAUAUGAGUUUAAACGUGCAAUCGUGUGCAACGCAUUUAUCUUACCGGAGGACACAACUGGUAACUUCCGAUUUUGUAAAAUAUGUUACCAACAAAAAAUAUUAAAUAUCUUAUAUUUAAAAUCAAAGGCAAAAAAAAUUGUAUCAAAUAAGUUGUGAAAUAUUGUGGUUUACUUUUCCUUUAUUUCAAGUGUUUUAAUAUGACAGAUACAAUAUGCGUACAUACGUGUUAUAUGUAUAAAUAAAACUAUUUUCUUAUGUUC
Molecule: messenger RNA, 4095 nt
Organism: Polistes dominula (European paper wasp)
Lineage: Eukaryota; Metazoa; Arthropoda; Insecta; Hymenoptera; Vespidae
Product: tetratricopeptide repeat protein 39C
Biological process (GO): cilium assembly
Molecular function (GO): protein binding
Source: RefSeq, a predicted model, not a curated record